UGUUACUUCAGUUUUUCUUGAAAAAUCGAAGGUGAAGGAACAGCUUAUUGUGAAUCGUACUCGAGUGUCCCAUUAUAAAGUGCUUGUAUCGUGGCUGUGAAUAAUAUUCUAUUGGAAUUCAAGUCUCAUUUAAUCAUCUGUUUAAUUGAAAGUAACAUUGCAUGAUCAAAAUGCGGUGGAGUAUUUUAGCGUUGGCCUGCGUGGUCGUGGCGGUGUACGCCGACGACAAGAAGGACAAGGAGAAGGACAUCGGCACCGUGAUCGGUAUCGACUUGGGUACCACCUACUCUUGCGUUGGUGUGUACAAGAACGGCCGUGUGGAAAUCAUUGCUAAUGACCAGGGUAACCGUAUCACUCCCUCAUAUGUGGCUUUCACUGCUGACGGAGAGCGUCUCAUUGGUGAUGCUGCCAAGAACCAGCUGACCACCAACCCCGAGAACACCGUCUUUGAUGCCAAGCGUCUUAUUGGUCGUGAAUGGAGUGAUUCUACUGUUCAACAUGAUGUCAAAUUCUUCCCCUUCAAGGUGGUUGAGAAGAACAGCAAACCUCAUGUUUCUGUUAUGACCUCCCAGGGCGACAAAAUCUUUGCUCCUGAAGAAAUCUCUGCUAUGGUUCUCACCAAAAUGAAGGAGACUGCUGAGGCUUACCUGGGCAAGAAGGUGACCCACGCUGUCGUUACUGUCCCUGCUUACUUCAACGAUGCUCAGCGUCAAGCCACCAAGGACGCUGGUGCUAUCGCCGGUCUUCAGGUCAUGAGAAUCAUCAACGAGCCUACCGCCGCCGCUAUCGCUUACGGUCUUGACAAGAAGGAAGGCGAGAAGAACGUGCUCGUAUUUGACUUGGGUGGUGGUACCUUCGACGUGUCUCUGCUCACCAUCGACAAUGGAGUAUUUGAAGUAGUAGCCACCAAUGGUGACACUCACUUGGGUGGUGAAGACUUUGACCAGAGAGUCAUGGAGCACUUCAUUAAGUUGUACAAGAAGAAGAAGGGCAAGGACAUCAGGAAAGACAACCGUGCCGUACAGAAGCUUCGUCGUGAAGUUGAGAAGGCCAAGAGAGCCCUGUCCUCCAGCCACCAAGUCAAGAUUGAAAUCGAAUCAUUCUUCGAAGGUGAAGACUUCUCCGAGACUCUUACCAGGGCUAAGUUCGAGGAGUUGAACAUGGACCUCUUCAGAUCUACUCUUAAGCCUGUGCAGAAGGUAUUGGAAGACGCCGACAUGAACAAAAAGGAUGUUGAUGAGAUCGUGCUUGUCGGUGGUUCUACCCGUAUCCCCAAAGUACAGCAAUUGGUCAAGGAAUUCUUCAAUGGAAAGGAGCCUUCCCGAGGUAUCAACCCUGACGAGGCUGUCGCUUACGGUGCCGCCGUCCAGGCUGGAGUACUCAGCGGUGAACAAGACACAGAUGCUAUUGUGCUACUCGACGUCAAUCCUCUUACCAUGGGUAUCGAGACUGUCGGAGGUGUCAUGACCAAGCUUAUCCCCCGUAACACCGUCAUUCCUACCAAGAAGUCUCAGAUCUUCUCCACAGCUAGUGACAACCAACACACCGUUACCAUCCAGGUGUACGAAGGUGAACGUCCAAUGACCAAGGACAACCACUUGCUCGGAAAGUUCGACUUAACUGGCAUUCCUCCUGCACCUCGUGGUAUCCCUCAGAUCGAAGUUACCUUCGAAAUCGACGCUAACGGUAUCUUGCAAGUGUCUGCUGAGGACAAGGGUACUGGAAACCGAGAGAAGAUUGUCAUCACUAAUGACCAAAACAGACUGACACCUGAAGAUAUCGAGAGGAUGAUCAAGGAUGCCGAGAGGUUCGCCGAUGAAGACAAGAGGCUCAAGGAGCGCGUUGAGGCCAGGAACGAACUGGAAAGCUAUGCUUACUCCAUCAAGAACCAGCUCCAGGACAAGGAGAAGCUUGGCUCUAAGUUGAGUGACGACGAGAAGUCAAAGAUGGAGGAGGCUAUCGAUGCCGCGAUCAAGUGGCUCGAAGACAACCAGGAUGUCGACUCAGAAGAAUACAAAAAACAGAAGAAGUCCCUGGAAGACGUUGUUCAGCCCAUCAUCGCCAAGUUGUACCAAGGACAAGGAGGCGUGCCCCCGCCUGGCGCGGGAGGUGAGGAUGAAGAUUUCAAGGACGAGUUGUAACCAAACAGACUUUAAUACGUGUGAUCAUAGCCAAAUGUGAUCUCCGAUCGUUGCGGGGUGUGCACCGUGAGCUGACGUCACGCGGCACAACCUGCAGCGAGACACGGAUGCGGAGUGUUUUAACUCGUGUUGUGUAUAUUUAUUGUAUGUGUGUGUGUGAGGUUGGGGUGUGCGGCGGGCGCGCUGGCGUCACAGAGCCGAGAUCUGAUCGUGUUUCUGCCGCUGCGCACAUGUCUGUAUGGUGCGUGAAGUUAAUUGUAAAAAUUGAUGCAUUUUUAUUUUUAGUGAAAGCAAUAGUUUCGCGUAUGAAUAAUUGCGAGAGGCCUGAUUCCAUGACUUUCUCAAUGCCGAUUUAUUUAUUAAACUAUUAUUGCAUCAACUAAUGAAUCGGUGCGAGUCUCGUUACAUCUAGGAGACCACCUCAGUGUUUUUGAACUGUAUGUAUGUAAUUAUUUUGAGACUGCAGAAUUGUUAGUUUAUAAUUAGCAGAAUAAUUAAAUAAUUAUGUAGUAAUUAAAUAAUUUCAAUUGAAGUACGGAGGAGUACAUAA
Molecule: messenger RNA, 2691 nt
Organism: Spodoptera litura
Lineage: Eukaryota; Metazoa; Arthropoda; Insecta; Lepidoptera; Noctuidae
Gene: Hsc70-3
Product: heat shock protein 70 cognate 3
Molecular function (GO): ATP binding; ATP-dependent protein folding chaperone
Source: RefSeq, a predicted model, not a curated record